Morone saxatilis (striped sea-bass) is the source of this 3471-nucleotide messenger RNA. RefSeq names its product neuronal growth regulator 1 (gene negr1). The record is from RefSeq and is a predicted model, not a curated record. NCBI's taxonomy places the organism in Eukaryota, Metazoa, Chordata, Actinopteri, Moronidae. The transcript has 8 exons. Gene Ontology annotation, cellular component: neuron projection. The coding region runs from base 356 to 1435 and encodes 359 amino acids.
ACUGGGAACGGGUUGCCCGGGAAACGGCCGCAUGGCAACAGGAUCAGAGCCUGGGGGUUGUCUGCUUCUAGGUCUGCUCCCAUUUUACAUCGCAUUUCCUCACUAGAUGGUGUGCAAGCCACUGGAGAGUACACUUCCCCGCACAGUGGGCUCUACAUCCAGCAAAACAAAACCUGGGAAACUAUACAGCGGACCGUUUCUUUUACGGGGCUCCGAGGAGGAAAAGUGUGGAAAUAAAGCGUCGUUCGCGUCAAAGGCUUUCUUUUUUUUUUGAGCACAACCCGACGCUUUAUUUUUUAUUUUUUGCAACAAGAAGACUUGGGGGGAAAAAAAGCGGCAACAAAAUACAGCUGUGAUGGACAUAAUGAUUGCGGUGCAGGAUGCUUGUGUCUCUGGUCAGUGGCUUACUGCGAUAAUACUCAGCCUGUGCUGCUUUCUGCCGUCCUGUUUGCCCGCUGGACAAACUGUGGACUAUUCCUCGGUUGAAAGUGUGGUCAGCAGACAAGGCGACACGGCUCUACUGAGGUGCUACCUAUUGGAUGGGAUCUCUAAAGGAGCCUGGCUGAACCGCUCAAGCAUCAUAUUCGCAGGGAAUGACAAGUGGUCUGUGGACCCACGCGUGUCCAUCGUGUCCAGCGUUGGAGACAAACAUGAGUACAGCCUUCAGAUACAGAAAGUGGAUGUAACUGACGACGGCCAGUACACGUGCUCCAUUCAGAGUGAGCGUAACCCGCGGCCAAAGCUCCUCAACCUUAUUGUAAAAGUUCCUCCCAAGAUAUAUGACAUUUCCUCUGACAUCACGGUAAACGAGGGCAGCAACGUGUCGCUCAUCUGUACAGCCAGUGGGAAACCUGAGCCAACCAUUUCCUGGAGACACAUAACCCCAUUAGCCAGGAAGUAUGACAGCGGUGAAUAUCUUAACAUCACCGGCAUCACAAGGGACCAAGCUGGAGACUAUGAAUGCAGCGCUUUAAAUGACAUCGCCUCUCCUGACACCAAAACAGUAAAAGUCACGGUCAACUUUGCCCCCUCUAUCCAUGAGAUGAAAAGUCAUGGAGUUGGUCUGGGACGCACAGCUCUGCUAAGGUGUGAGGCAGCUGCUGUCCCUUCUCCGACAUUCGAGUGGUACAAGGGCGAGAAAAGGAUUAUCAAGGGUCAAGGCAUCGACAUCAAGAGCCUCAGCUCCAGAUCAGUCCUCACAGUGAACAACAUGACAGAGGAUCGUUAUGGGAACUACACAUGUGUCGCCUCCAACAAGCUAGGGACGGCUAAUGCCAGUGUGCCUCUCAUUCCAAUUAUUGAACCCACCACCACUAGUGCUGUCUCAAGCCCAGCGCCCAACACUGCACCCUAUGGGAGCACAGGAAGCGCGUACGUCCCGCUGGCCUGCCGAUACCUGGUCCUGGCUCUCUCCUCCUUCAUCAGUGUGUACUAGCAGAGGCCAGCCCAGACACAAUGACUGUCGAGAGCAUUUAUGAAUCCUUUUUGACAUUGCUGAUGGCUGGAAUCCAAUCUGGUACAGUUUGUUGAAAAGCCGUAAGGGGAAAAUAAUCAGCGUUACUUUGUGUGGGGAAUUUUAUUUUUUUCUUUGCUUUUUGGUGAAAUUUCAUGUCAUGUAAAUACUAUGAUGUUUUUUUUAUUAUUAUUAUUUCCUAUUUUCUUUUAUGAUUGAUUGACCACCUUGUGAAUCAGUGCUCAGCCCCAGCCCCACUCCACCUCCACUCAUAUCAAAAGCCCCUAAACUACCCAAAUGAGUUACUUUCAUGCCUCUUUCUCUGGGAGGCGAUGGCGCAAAAUUGACAUUUCCAUCCGUUUUUGUACAUGGCUAAAAAGACGCAAUUGUGCCAAGUCUCUCAGUACACAGAAUUACCAUACCAAUGUUGUAUUGAAUGUAUUAUGGGUUGUUGAACAAAGGAAAGACAUUUAGAUUCCUAACAAUACAAAUUCAGAUUAUGGAGUGUGCUUAAAAAAAAAAAAAUACAGAAAAACCUAAAAAAAACAAAAGAACAAAAUAGGCAGGGCUUUUUCAGGACCUGUAUUGUCAUGAUUACUCAAUAGAUGGAUGAACCGUGUUGAAGGUGUGCUUUGUUGUAUUCUGAAAUGGGUCCUUCAGUUACUAUGCCUGCCUAACAGAAUUGAUCAGGCAGCCGUCAAAGUAGCAAAGUAUACUGUAUUGUAUCUUUAUAUUUUAAUAUAGUGUAGGCUUUUAUUUUGAAGUGGGACCAGCUUUUCUCAUUCGACCAAGAACAUUAACACAGUUCAUGACUUUGUACAGUAUGAAGGGAGGAACAUCGCAGCCCUAUGUUUACAUUUUUCUUGAAAAUAUAAAUACUACAGUAUAUACUACAUACUUUUUUUUUCAGUGAGUCCACAUAUACGUGAAUGUUGCAACAAACUAUUGCUGUUGGGAAGAAAAAGCGAGUUCAACUGUUUUAAGCUUUUCUCUUAAAGAUGCAGUUCUUUGAAACAUGCCACUUCCAGUGGGCGUCUGAGCAGAGGGUUUUGUCUCUGAAUUUGCUGUGUACCUAUUGAUCAUCUACUGGCUGAAAACCCACAGCUGCACACUGUAGGUCGCUUGAAGUUUUUGGCUUCAGCAAGAUACUUAGAUAAUGGAUUCUGUGAAAGCAGCAGCUAUCUUUCUUUACAGAUAGUUCAAUACUUAAAUAUAUUACAAUCACUGUUACAGUAAAUAUAUUUAUUUAAUUGUACCAGUUAACAAGUAAUGGAAAUUAAUAACUUAAGAUUUCCGGCAAAACAUAAUUGGUAAAGUACAAAAAAGGUACUAAUAAUGAAACCUGGUUCUGAUGUGAGUCCUUCUCAUGUUAAUUAUGAGAAACAGAACACAAAAUAAAGUUUCUGAACAUGCUCAUCACUACAAACAUAGUCUAGGGGGCUAAGAGCUCCUCCAAGAUGAGUGUCAGUUUUAUUAAACACCCAAACAGUGUCCACAGGGCCAGUGGACAUCCAGCAGAGUUGAGAACAAAUUAAACCAUGAGGUCGUUUAAUAGAAGAAAAUGUGGCUUUUUAUUCACUGAAAUCAACCAUAUCAAGGCUCAAAAACAACGGUAUUGUAACGGUUUCCUUUAUGACAAGACAGGGCAUAUUCAUCCUUAACUAUCUUCAAUCCAUGGUGUAAACAGAGAUACUGUACUGUAAUGCCUUAAUAGUACCAUAGACAUUAAAUGAACCUCCUUUAAAAGGACACUUCCAGAAUAAAAUACAACUCAUUUGUUUGACAUAUUACUGAUUAUUGAAUGUUCAUUAACCAAUAGCUGACUUAUCUUUCAAAUUAGGCAUUCUAUUCAGUAAAGACAAACAAUUCUCAACUUAUGGCUCUCACAGGUAUUUUCAAAUAAGCCAGAUGCAUCUGAUAAAAAUGCAGUAUUUGUCGUGCAGGUUGACAUGUUUGCAAGUCUUGCUUUGGAUUUGGAUUGUGUUAUAUUUUGGCCCGCGAUCGAGGGACUAAUAGUA